AUGGGGAGAACUGUGGUGCAGCUCACCCUCAUUGGGCUGCAGCUGGCUUUGGCUUCCACGCUGCCAAACAAGGAUGACUGGGACGUCUACAGCUUUCACAUCAACUCCACAGUGACCAGUCGUUAUGCCACCACUGUCAUCACAAGCCGUGUGGUCAAUCGUAUGGACGAGUCAAAGGAAAUUGAAUUCCAUGUUCGGAUUGCCAAGAAUGCCUUCAUCAGUAAAUUCCGAAUGUUUAUCGAUGGCCAAGUUUAUGACGGUGUUGUGAAAGCUAAGGAGCAAGCUCAGCAGCAGUACACUGAAGCUGUGUCCCGUGGUGAAAGUGCUGGGCUUGUCAGUUCUGUAGGGAGGACUCUGGAGGAAUUUAUGACGUCUGUAACUGUGGCUGCUCACAAAAAGGUCACUUUUGAACUCACAUAUGAGGAACUGAUGAAACGCACACAUGGCAAGUACGAGCUGCAAAUUCAUGCUCGACCCAUGCAGCCUGUCAGGGACUUCAAGGUGGAUGUGUACAUUCACGAGGAAGCUGGCAUCAAUUUCAUCGAUGUGAAAGGAGGCCUGAGCACCAAAGCCCUCGCUAAUGCCAUCACCAAAACACAUGUUAAUAAACAGGCAUGGGUAUAUUUCUAUCCAACAGUGGAUCAACAGACAAUGUGUGACAACUGUGGAGAGCAGGGUAUGAAUGGAGAUCUGGUUAUUGUUUAUGAUGUCAACAGGAACAAUGGAUUGGGAGACAUCAAGAAAUCUGGUGGGUACUUUGUUCAUCACUUUGCUCCAUCCAAUCUUCCCCGAAUUUCCAAAAAUGUCGUCUUUGUUAUUGACAAAAGUGGUUCAAUGCAAGGCAGAAAAAUAGAGCAGACUAGGAUCGCGUUAAUCCAUAUUUUGAAUGACCUGGCAGAAGAUGACCAUUUUGGUUUGAUCACUUUUAAUGCCAACAUUUUUUCCUGGAAAUUGGAACUUGUUCAGGCCAACAGUAAAAACGUGGAAAGUGCCAAAAACUUUGCACGCAACAUUCAAGCUACAGGAUACACGGACAUCAAUCAAGCACUGCUGCAAGGAGCAAAUAUGCUGAACACCCAUGACAGAGAAGGUUCAGCAUCAAUCCUUAUACUCCUCACAGAUGGACAGCCAACCACAGGGGUGACAAAUCUGGAGAAAAUACAGUCAAAUGUAAGAGAGGCUGUUGCAGGCAAAUUCCCAGUUUACUGUCUGGGUUUUGGUUUUGAUGUUGAUUUUGAGUUCCUUAAGAAAAUGUCGCUGCAAAAUAACGGUGUGGCACGACGGAUUUAUGUAGACUCUGAUGCUGAUUUACAGCUGAAGGGUUUCUAUGAAGAGGUGGCAACUCCUCUGCUGACAGAUGUGACAAUGAUCUAUGUGGGUGGGACCAAUCUAACCCAGACUAACUUCAGUCAGUAUUAUAAUGGUUCUGAGAUUGUGGUGGCCGGACAGAUCACAGACAAUGACAUUGAAACCUUCACACCUCAAGUUGUGGCCAUUUCGAGUAAUAGAAGGUUAGUAUUUUCUGACCCAAAUGACAUUGUGGAAUCUGGUGGAAGUGUGUCCGAUGACCUUAUACAGAGAGUUUGGGCCUACCUCACAGUUAAACAGCUUCUGGACAAAGAGCUCCAGUUAUCUGGACCUGAGAAAAAGCAAGUGAAGAAGGAGGCUUUGAGUCUCUCACUGAAGUACAGCUUUGUGACGCCGCUCACAUCUAUGGUUGUCACAAAGCCUCUGGGAGAGACCAUACAUGUGCUUCAUAAACCCAAGGAAAGUGAAGCACCACAGAGAAGGAAGCCCCCUGGACGUCAGUCCAUUUCAAGACACCAUGGUACUUCUACUAGUCACAGGAGUGAUAAUGUUGGUGUAUCUCUAGCUCCUCUUCUCCACAGGUUUUUGUUAAAAGCUGAGAAUCAGACUGUUCCGCUGUGCUUUGAUGUCAGUGGUGCUCUCAGCCUUAAACUUCUUCAUCAUCCCAGCAGGGAGCUGUUUGUGAAUGGUGAGCUUGAUUCCGUUGCAAACGGAGGUUUCAAGAGAAUUUUCAUACACUUCAAAACUAACCAGCAUUUCGAGAUUGACACCAAAGGGGUCACUGUACGAGAUGGACAGACAGAAACACAUCACACUGGAGAGGAUCUGGUCACUGCUGGAAGUGUCACAAUGAUUAUGCGCAACAAUGAAAUAGACAUUGCAGCAGGAGACAUGCGCCUGGUUAUUUUAGUUCAUAAGAAGAACAGCAUUAAAUUCCUUUGGCCAGUUUUAAGACAGUAUCCUUCAGCCAACAACACUGAUGGACUUUUAGCUCUAAAGUCAGCAGUUUAUGAGGAGGUACAACAAGUUGCGGCUACAAAACUAAAGAUUAAAAACCAGGAGAUCAAUGUUACUAGCGGCAAUGCCAAUGACUAUAGCAUUGCCUCUCCUCUCAUGAUGAACUGCUGGCUCACAUCUGCUGACUCUGCCUUGCAGAGACCACUGGCCGAUUUCAUUGUUGCACAACUUUAACUGGAAACAGUGAAAAAAUAUUUCAUUUAAGAAGAGAAUAUGGAAAAUACUUGCAACACCUGCUUCCAGCA
Messenger RNA from Pelmatolapia mariae (spotted tilapia), 2570 nucleotides. Its product is annotated as inter-alpha-trypsin inhibitor heavy chain H3-like. The transcript has 18 exons. NCBI's taxonomy places the organism in Eukaryota, Metazoa, Chordata, Actinopteri, Cichliformes, Cichlidae. The record is from RefSeq and is a predicted model, not a curated record. The coding region runs from base 1 to 2499 and encodes 832 amino acids.